UGGAGCCCCGCCUUUAGUUGAGAAAGAAAGAAGGAACAAACGAACAAACGAAUGAACAAAUGACUGAACGAAUGAAUGAACGAAUGAACAAGCAAGCAAGCAUACAUACGACAGGCUUCUUUCAGUUUCCGUCUACCAAAUUCAAUCACAAGGCUUUGGUUGGCCUGAGGCUAUAGUAGAAGAUACUCGCCCAAGGUACCACACAGUGGGACUGAACCUGGAAACCAUGUGAUCUCAAGUGAUGUUGUUCCGAAAGCAUGAAUCCAGUGCACAAAAGCGCAAAAAACGAGAGAAACUGGCAAACAAUAGGAACCAUAUGGCUGGAAUUAUGGACCAAUUUAUGCUACUAUAUACAUCAGUGACAUUACUAUCAUCAAAUAGCAAUGCACCACUGCCCGGAGUAGACAGGCAAGCAAAUAACGAUGGAAACACCAAGCAACAACAAAUGCAUGGAUGCAAUGAAAAUUCACAGCAGGUUACUACAUUUUCAGCAGUGGAGGGAAAUGCAAAGGACCUAUAUGAUGCAUUCUGUCAACAACCUUUAUCUAUUGCUGAAAAUAUGGUUGUGCAACAAGAAGCAGUCACUAUCACUACUGACCCUGCAUCUUGGCCAGAAACUAUAUCUGAUGGCAUGCAUAUUGGCAUUAUGAAACUUGGAGCUGUUCAAAUAAAAAAAAUACAAGUUUCCUAAAUCAAAAGGAAACUACAGAUUCAAUCCCGACUUCUAUUCUAAGAUGCUACCAAAUGGCAAAACAAUAGUUUGAACGUGGCUUGUAUAUUCAAUUUAGCAGAAUAUAGUUUCUGUUGCAAGCUGUUUGGUCACAGUAAAAUGAGACUAACAUCUGAAAGAUUCAACAGUUGGCAAUAUUUGAGCAAAACCUUAAAAGAACAUGAGAAAUCAAUGGCCCAUAGACAGCACAUGAUGAAAUGGAAGGAGCUUGAAUUUUGCCUUAAAACAGCCUCAACUCUUGACAAACAGGCAAUUGCAGAAAAGGAGAAAGCUCAUUACCGCACAGUGUUAGAAUGUAUCUUGGCAAUUGUUCUGUUUUUAGCAGAGAGGAAUAUGGUCUUUCGUGGUGUUUCCAAUAGCUUCUACAUCCAUGGUAAUGGAAAUUUUUUAGGCGAAGUGCAGUUGCUUGCAAAGUUCAAUCCCAUUUUGGCAAAACACCAGCAGCAUAUUCAGAAUGCAGAAACAGUGGCUUGUUAUUUCGGACUUGAUAGUCAAAACGAAUUGAUAUAACUCAUUUCUGACCACAUUUUGAAAGAAAUCACCAAUCACUCAAAGGUUGCUAAAUACUACAGUAUCAUACUCGAUUGCACACCAGAUAUCAGCCAUCAGGAGCAAAUGACCAUGAUCAUCCAUUUCCUCAAACUUCAAAAAGACAAAACUAAAAUCAAAGAGUACUUUGUUGGGUUUUUGAAAGUUACUGACACAAGUGGAGCCGGACUUUUUGAAUCGCUCUUAGAGAAGCUCGCUUCAUUGGGGCUGGAUCUAAUGGAUUGUAGAGGCCAAAGUUAUGAUAAUGGCAGUAAUAUGAAGGAAAAACAUUCUGGAGUCCAGGCAAGAUUUCUACAGAAGAAUCUGCAAGCGUUCUAUUUACCUUGCAUGAAUCAGUCUUAACUUUAUUGUGUGUGAUGCGGCAAGCUCAUCAGUGACAGCUGUCUCUUUCUUUGGUUACUUCCAGCAUGGAUAUUCAUUUUUUGCAGCAUCAACUUCUAGAUAGAACACUUUGAAGGAAUUCUUCUCCAUCAAUGUGAAAUAUCCAUCUGACACUCGCUGAGAAAGCAAAAUUGAAAGCAUAAAAUUCCUUCAAUUCAAAACCAAGGGCAUUCAUAGCGCAUUUGAUAAGCAUUCAUAAUGCUUCAAAAGGUAAAGAUUCCAAAGCUUACUCAGAAGCAAAUGCAUUAACUGCAGAAAUUGCUUCCUUCCGCUUUCUUCUGUGUUUGGUAAUAUGGUACGAUCAGCUAAUUGACAUCAAUAAGGUCAGCAAGCUACUUCAGCAUGAAAACAUGCAAAUUGACGUUGCCCAUUGCUUCCACUAAUUCAAAAAUACAUCAAACCUGGCUCAGUUAUCUACAGUGAUUCUUGGGUGGCUUACAAAGAUAUACACACACUGAGUUAUUAGCAUUACAUGAUAAACCAGAAAGAAAAUUUUGUUGACACCACACAUGCACACAUACACACACAGAAAACAUCAAACAUUUUUGAUGAGAUUUAAAAGAAUGGGUGAAAAGGCCCGGUAUUCAUUCAAACUAUUUACACCAAGUACUCAUUUAUUUCUUCUGUAGAAAACAAAAAAAACUGCUGCCCCAAUUUUUUAUUAAGGCAGCAAAAUUAUAUACACUCCUCUCAGAUCGCCAAUAAAGGAUUGAUUCCAGCACAAAUCUGGAGACAGAAGAUAUACAGGACUGCCCUUUAACUGCAUAAGGUCCAUUUUCUCAAUUAUGUCUUCAUAUUAUGAGUUAAAAAACAGACGAUUUAUAAUCAGAUGUAUGCUCUUAUUUGGUUUGUCUACAUGCAUAGGAUCAUCUCUUUUAGGUCUGACUAUUUUCCUCAAUGAAAAUACUUCUAUUGAUGAACGGAAAUUAAGCUUGUUAACUGACUGCCAGCAGAAGUUGAAAGACAGAGAUGAUUAUAUUUUCACUCUUAAAACUGCACAUAAGCCAAUGAAACAAAAUAGACAGAAAGAAACAAUUACAAUUUUUGCUAUCACUCCCACUUACUCACGUUUAGUACAGAAAGCUGAGCUCACAAGACUUUCACAAACAUUUUUACAUAUCCCCAAUUUCCAUUGGAUUGUAGUAGAAGAUUCUUCUACAAAAACUACGUUGGUGGCCAAUUUUUUGAAAGAAAGCAACUUAAAUUAUACACAUUUAAAUGUAAAAACACCUGACAAUUAUAAACUGAAACCAACAGACCCUAACUGGUUAAAACCACGUGGGGUGCUUCAACGAAACCUUGCCCUUAAUUGGCUUCGGGAAAAUAUUGACAUUAACACGCAGAAAGGAGUUCUUUAUUUUGCAGAUGAUGAUAAUACAUAUUCCUUGAAAGUCUUUGAAGAGAUGCGUGAUACUAAAGUGGUGUCAGUUUGGCCUGUAGGCUUGGUUGGUGGUCUUCGAUAUGAGAAACCCAUAGUUGAAAAUGGUAAGGUUGUUGGUUGGUUUACACACUGGGAACCAAAACGACCAUUUGCUAUGGAUAUGGCUGGGUUUGCUAUAAAUUUGGAAAGGAUAUUUCAUUAUAAAAAAGCACUGUUUACAUACAAAGUACCUCGAGGUUAUCAAGAAUCUGUUUUGCUUAAACAUCUAGGAGUGACUAUUUCAGACCUUGAACCAAAAGCUGACCUAUGUACUAAGAUUUUGGUUUGGCAUACCCAAACAGUGAGACCAAAACUAAAGAAUGAAGUUGAAAUGAAAAAGAAAAUUGGUCAUGGUUCAGAUAUCAACAUUGAGCUAUAACAAAAUUUUUUAUUUUUUAAUAAAAUUUUUAAGAAAAUAAAA
Messenger RNA from Octopus bimaculoides (California two-spot octopus), 3501 nucleotides. RefSeq names its product galactosylgalactosylxylosylprotein 3-beta-glucuronosyltransferase 1. Gene Ontology annotation, molecular function: galactosylgalactosylxylosylprotein 3-beta-glucuronosyltransferase activity. Gene Ontology annotation, cellular component: Golgi membrane. Lineage: Eukaryota; Metazoa; Mollusca; Cephalopoda; Octopoda; Octopodidae. The record is from RefSeq and is a predicted model, not a curated record. Gene Ontology annotation, biological process: carbohydrate metabolic process; chondroitin sulfate proteoglycan biosynthetic process.